Cladocopium goreaui is the source of this 1467-nucleotide messenger RNA. The record is from the annotation of a GenBank genome assembly. Lineage: Eukaryota; Dinophyceae; Suessiales; Symbiodiniaceae.
AUGGCAACCCACUCCAAAGUCGCCGAAGAGAGCAAAACAAAGAGAGCAAAGCUGCCAGGGCCGCUACCAGAACACAAGCUGCUACAAGCCAGGCCAAAGCCACCAGGAGCUCAACCAGGGACGACAGCCAAGUCAAAGCCAACACCUGAGCCAAAGCGUCCUGCCGCCAAGCAGAUGCCGACAAGACCACCUGAGCCAAAGGACCCGCCCAAGCCGAAGCCUCUGCCACCCAACGCAGCCCCGGUGACCACACCUGCCACAGAAGGAGUGCCUGAGCCAAAGGACCCGCCCAAGCCGAAGCCUCUGCCACCCAACGCAGCCCCGGUGACCACACCUGCCACAGAAGGAGUGCCAGAGCCAACACAGCCACCUGCCACUGCCGGGGACAACAGCACGACAGGGAAAUGGGCUUGGACACAACACCAAUGGCAUGAUUGGAGAUCUUCAUCGGUUUCAUCGUCUUGGAGAGAUGGUGGUGCAAUCAGCAGCCAAGACCAUAGGCAGAAAUGGUUCGACCAAGCCGAAGCAGAGCAGCAAAAGGCUGAGGAGGAGUGGCAACACAAGAAGGAGCUCAUGCAGCAGCAGCAACAGGCAGAUGAGAAGCUAAGGUGGGAGGAGAGGCAGCAGAGAGAAGCACAGGACGCAGAGAGAAAGAAGGCUGAGAUUGCACAACAACAAGCCUAUCAGGCCUAUCAAGCGCAGCAGCAUGCACAGCAACAAGCCCAACAGGCAUACCAAGCCCAGUUGGAAGCCCAAGCACAAGCUGAGGUGGCAAACCAGUCAGCCAUGGCCUAUGUCACUACCCAACAGAUGCUGCAACAACAAUACCAGCAGCAGCAGCAAUGUCAGCAGCAAGUGCAGUCCCAACAGCAAUGUCAGCAGCCACAAGCAGAGUCCCAGCAACAGGCACACCAACAAUACAUGGAAGAGACGCAGGAGUACCAAAGGCGGCCAUACUCAGGAAACCGGCACAACUGGCCAAAGCAGAACAGAAGAGAUGAAGGGAGGUACAAGGCCGGGUUGAUGAGAGAACAGGCGCUGCAAAAGGAAAAGGCAGCGCUUGAGCAAAGGUUGCAGGCCACUGAACUUCAAGUGGAAGUCGAGAAGGUGAAAGUUCAGGAACAAGUGGACGCAAAAGAACGACUGAGAGAAGAGAUCACAGCACUCCAACAGGAGGCCCAGAGCUUGUCACAAAAGAAUGCAGCACAGCAUCGAGAACUACUCCAGAAAGACCAAGACAUUGAGAAGGGACGAGCAAAGAGACAGGUCCUGCGGGAGCGAAUCGUGCAGCUGGAGGCCAAGGUCCAGAAGAAAAAGACGCAGCUGAAGGAAGCAGCAGAAGCCAUGGCACAGGCAACUGCAAAAGCCACAGAGGAGGUCCAAGAGGAGCAGAAGCCACGGAAGAGCCAAAAAAGGCAGGAGCCCAAAGCGCCCAAAGAAAGUGCAAAGAAAGUGAAGACGGUCUGA